CCCCCUCCUCAGCCAGGGUCGCACGCUGUUGUGGUGAGGAGAGCUCGCGCUGUCUAUCUCAAGCAGCUGUUGGUGUGGAGUAGUAAACCGUGUGGCUCCUUUUACUUGGGAAUCAUGCAGAGAGCCUCACGGCUGAAGAGAGAACUUCAGAUGCUAGCCACAGAUCCUCCCCCAGGCAUUACAUGCUGGCAGGAAAAGGACCAAAUGGAAGAUCUUCGAGCUCAAAUAUUAGGUGGAACCAACACACCUUAUGAGAAAGGUAUUUUCAACCUGGAAGUUAUCAUUCCUGAGAGGUACCCAUUUGAACCUCCACAAAUCCGAUUUCUGACUCCUAUCUAUCAUCCAAACAUUGACUCUGCCGGAAGGAUUUGUCUAGAUGUUCUCAAAUUGCCACCGAAAGGUGCAUGGAGACCAUCCCUCAAUAUUGCUACUGUGUUGACCUCUAUCCAGCUGCUCAUGUCAGAACCUAACCCUGAUGACCCACUCAUGGCUGAUAUUUCCUCAGAAUUUAAAUAUAACAAGCCAGUUUUCCUCAAGAAUGCCAGGCAGUGGACAGAGAAACAUGCAAGACAGAAACAGAGGGGCAGUGAAGAAGAGGUGCUUGAUGAUUUACCCAAGACCAGUGACUCUGAAGUAUACAACUCAAUACAGAAGAGGAAGGCCAGGCAGCUAGGAGGCGUAGAAAAGAAAUUUCACUCUGAUGUUCAAGAGGUUUUUCUUGAUCCGUCUUAGUUAAUACGUUCUUUUGACAAGGUCUCAUUUGCUUACUUUUCUUGAAUGUUUUUCUUUGUAUUUGGUGACAUGAUAAUUUUUGUAUACAUAUCCUGAUCUACAGAUAUUCUCUUGAAUUUAUUUUAUUUAUCUUGUACAUAUGUUUUGAAACCUUUUUAACCUGAAAAAUAAAUAAUCACUUGAUGU
This is a messenger RNA of Perognathus longimembris pacificus (Pacific pocket mouse), 918 nucleotides long. RefSeq names its product ubiquitin conjugating enzyme E2 T (gene Ube2t). The transcript has 7 exons. Bases 115 to 732 code for a protein of 205 amino acids. The record is from RefSeq and is a predicted model, not a curated record. Lineage: Eukaryota; Metazoa; Chordata; Mammalia; Rodentia; Heteromyidae.